AUGAUUCAACUAUCAAAGACCAACAUUCUGGGUUCUCGCGGAAGAAAUGAGGUAUUCUUGGAGUACGACCUUAACAAUUUCGAGAGUAUAGAGAAGAUCAAGUAUACAACAUUAUCAUUGAGUGAGAAAGUAAAACUCAUUCGAUGUGUCGAGAAAGGAGUUAAAAGGAAGAAGGACAUUGCUGCAGAUUUCAAGAUUGCCGCUCAUUUCCCAUUGUUGGAAAUAUCGAAGGUCGAAUGGAUGAAAUCUACCCGGAACCAGAAUAUUCCCUUAUCUGGUCCUAUAGUGCUAGAAAAAGCUGAAUUCUUUGCAGCUCACUCAAGAUACGAAGACUUUAAAGCUAGCUCUGGGUGGUUAGAAAAGUUUAAGAAUAGGAAUGGAGUAAUCUAUAGGACAUUAAAUGGCGAAAGUGCUUCUGUUUCGGAAGAAGACUGCGAAAAGUUUCUCACCGACAUUUUGCCUAUCUUGUUAGAAGUUUAUGCAAUAGAAGAUAUCUUCAAUGCAGAUAAAACAGUUUGCGCUAAUGUGUCUGGUAAAGGAAAACUAGAGUUGCUAGUAAUAGGCAAAUCUAAGAAUCCACGACGUGUCAAGGGAGUCAAGUCUUUACCAGUGCUUUACGAGAGCAAUAAAAAAGCUUGGAUGACUAGUUCAGUGGUUCACUUACCACCAAAUUUAACUGCCAAAUUGCAACCAAUGGAUCAAGGAAUCAUUAAGAACCUUAAUGUUAAUUACCGGCGGAGAAUUAUAAAAAGAUUGCUCAAGGCUUCGGAUGAGAAAAUGGGGUGGUCUGAUUUGAAUUUAUUGGAUACUAUUUUCGACUUGAAUAAAGCUUGGGCUGAUGUCACUAGUGAUACAAUUGCGAAUUGCUUUCGGAAGGCUGGCUUCGUGAAACCUGACGUGGAAAAUCUUGCAACACAAGAACAAGACGAAACUUUAUCGGAUGGUACUUCUGAAGAGUGGGAUGAUCCACAAAGAAUGUUGGGCUUCACAGAAGUAAUUUUUGAAAAUUUUAUUGAUUUAGACACUAAUGUCAUUAUUGCUAGUGAACCUACCGAUAGUGAGAUAUUGAAUAGUAUAAAGGCACAAGAACCUUCAAAAUCUGAUAACGAGAAUGAUGCCGAGGAUCACGAUGUGGCACCACCAACAAAAUUGAGAGAUGCUGAAGUUGGCUUAGCAAUUGCUCGCAGGUUUCUUUCUGAAGAAAGUAAUGUGCAGAACACAAUCUUUUCUGCUUUAGACAUGGUUGAAAACUUUUACCAGAGAAAGAGUUGCAUCAAACAGAAAAAAGUGACUGACUUUAUUAAAUAA
Belonocnema kinseyi is the source of this 1308-nucleotide messenger RNA. Its product is annotated as tigger transposable element-derived protein 4-like. The transcript has 4 exons. Bases 1 to 1308 code for a protein of 435 amino acids. Gene Ontology annotation, cellular component: nucleus. The record is from RefSeq and is a predicted model, not a curated record. NCBI's taxonomy places the organism in Eukaryota, Metazoa, Arthropoda, Insecta, Hymenoptera, Cynipidae. Gene Ontology annotation, molecular function: DNA binding.